Messenger RNA from Acanthoscelides obtectus, 3030 nucleotides. The record is from the annotation of a GenBank genome assembly. Lineage: Eukaryota; Metazoa; Arthropoda; Insecta; Coleoptera; Chrysomelidae.
GCAACUGCCGGCCACGGCGUGCCGGCGAUACCUCGAACCUGAGUGCUAUCUUGUCGAAUCCUGCACUUGUUCGUAGUUUUAUGACCGAAUGACCAAUAGCUAUUGCAACGCUUAGGCGGCUGCCGCUUUGUUGUGCGUAAAUGGACUACGAAUAGGGUAUAGAAGGCUUUUUCACGGUACAUCAUUACGUUUUGACGUCCAUUGAUGUGGUGAACAUCUAAUCCUGAAGACACAUCUGUGUUAAAGUCUGUAUUGUUGACAUACAUGAAUGGGGUAAAACCAAUGAACUGUCAACACUGAUGGAACAGGCGUAACGCGAAUUCAUUGCGGCUAUAAUGAGAAACGAGAAGGAUAGCGCUAGUCAGGGCAAAACAUUGGCAAAACAUCGUGGUCCAUUGUGGUAUUUCCAUAUAUGUUCUAAAGAUUUUUGGUGAAUGUUUGUUUUUAGUGACGUUAAAGAUUAAUAGUGAUAGUUUGCGACAAUUUUUAUAAACAUUUUUAUGCCGGACAGCCUUCAACAGCUGUUGUUUUAUGUGAUAUUUGUUUAGAAAUGGUUGAAUCUUGCAGUGCGGUGAAUUGUUGCAAUAGACGCAGAAAAGAUGUGAAGUUUCACAGGUUGGUUUUAAUCAUCUCAUUUAUUUUUGUGUGAGAAUUACCUGUUAAUUGGUAAUUCGAGGAAAUAUCUGGAUUUUUAGGAUACCUAGAGAUCCUAACAUGAGGAAGUUGUGGUUACAUGCUAUAAGAAGAGAACACUUUACUCCCAGUACAACAACGGUAAUUUGUGAAAAGCAUUUCACUCCAGAGGAUUAUGAAGUUAGUGUUCAUGAAAAUAAGGUACUAAAAAAGGUGGCAGUUCCAUUUGUGUUUGAUUUUCCAGCCCAUCUCAAGAAAGAACCUAGCCAUCGAAGGGUUUUGAAAAGAAAACAUGAAGAAUCCAACUCAAAAGCAACAGAACAAACUUUGGAUAUUGGUGAAGUAGUAGAAGAACAUGAAAAUGGCGAUCAUGCUGAUGAUGGAAAUAUAUUGGCAGCUGGUCCGUCAAACGUAACACAAACUAGGAUUUUUAGAAUCAAGUGAACCUUCAAACAUAUGCAAUUUAAGGGUCAGAAGAUCACCAGUAUACUUUGGGGAUUUCAAAAUUUCUGAUUUAAAUAAUGUGCAGCGUCGGAAGAGAUUUUGCUGCUCAUGAAACUGUUCAUAAGUACAAAAAAAUUAACAAGUACAGUCAGUGUAAAAUUCGUAGACAAAGAAAUAAAAUAAAAAGUCUGAAUAGUCUGGUAGAUGAACUACUUAAAGAGAAGAGAAUAUCUGCAGCUCAGUCAUGUGUAAAGGAGAAUGUAUUGUCAAGUUUCAUACAUAUGUAUAUAUAAAUAAAUAAACUUGGUUUUUUAAUUAUAAUUACGUUUCCAGGAUUUUAUCUCGUUCCAGUUGCCUGAAUAACUUUUAAAUCUUCUCUAAGAAUCCUCGGUUUCCUAUGCAAUUCAUUCUAGUCCGCGCGCUUUUUGCCCUGACUAGCUCCAUCUCUCUCUCGGACCUCUUUGUCGUAUCGUUUCAUUGUACAAAUGGGACGGGGCGAUUCCAUCAGUGUUGACAGUUCAUUGGGUAAAACUCACGUGAAAUUCAGGGUCGUAUUGAGAAAGUAGAGGCGGUUAAAAUAUUCCAGCUUAUUGUUUUAUUCCUACAUGACUUGAAAUAUAGCAGUGAUGAUAAACAGCCUUAUUUCGUUUUGUUUCCUUUUUUUAUGCAGUAACUUUUAUAUAAAAAAAGCGUUGUUGCAAAGUAUGGAUUCGUAGCGUACAAAUAAACAACAAAAUACGGCACGGGUAUUAGUAUCUUGAAAAGUGGCAUUUUGUAAGCUUUUUGUGGCAUAACGUUGGUUGGUUUGUCUACAAGAUGUUAACUUGGCACUAACUGUUGUACACUUGUGGUGAACAGUACUAUGUUACCUAAACGUCAUGAUGCUUCAGCUUUGAAUAUUUGGCUCUGAUGUGAUGUAACAUCUGCUUCAGAGAUGGCAUUACUGGAGGUCUGAGCUGUAAGUUGUAUAUUAUAGCUGGAAGGAAAUGGCAGUUCGUAGGUGCAUAGUCGGGAUUUUUGUGCUGAUCUGAGUUGCUGAUAAUUCCAUUGGUUUCUUGUCUCAAAUACAAUUAUGUACUUAGAAAUUACAUAUGCAAAUUUGUUGAAUUUUAAAAAUGAGAGAGAUAAGAAAAGAAAAUCCCUGGCUGAUGACGUAACAGGUGAAAAAAUAUGCUACAGACGUGAAUAACGUCUCUCCAGAAAGGACAACAUAUAAAUAACCCAUCGGACACAGCUUCAUUGGCAGCAUAUUCUAUAAUAAUUUUCUCACAUAGCAAAUAUCGCUUAUUUUAUAUACAUGCAGACCAAUACACAUAAUCAUCCAGAUGCAAUCUUGCUACUCAACCGACUUUCUUUCUGUCACAUCUUCUUAGAGAAAAAACACUACAGACUACCCGGCUUUCUACAACAACAAGCAACAAAUGAUGAAUGUCCUACGCUUUUGACGACGCUCACAGCUAUCAUAGCGAGCAAACGUGGAAUGAACUAUUUGCACACUGAGAACUACCUAGUCUGCAAGAUGACAUUUUUUACAUAAUACCCUGGCCUUGGCAGAUCCCUCAUAAGUGUAUACCACUUGUAGAUAUGGGAUAUUUUGAAUGUCACUAGAUAGUCAGCUGUUAUUUGCUGUCACAUGUGACGUGAAAAAUAAUCUAUAAGCAAUUUUAAGUGAUCUAUCAACCGUAACCGGUCGUCUCUGGUUUUCACUUCUUCAUUUUAAGCGACGCGGCUUGCAACAGCUGUCAAAUGAUGACGUCACGAACUGGUCUUUUGUGGCGUUUCUGUUACUGAUAGUUAAGCCCAAUAACAACCUUGCACAUGUGCUGGUUUCUAUGCGGUUCUGAAUGUAUAACUCUUUUAUUCUUUGUGACUCAUAAUUUUCCGUAAAGGUUAUCAGUGAAAGAAAACUGUAUCAGAUGACAAUAGGCGUAGAACUAAUGAAUUAUUAUGGAG